Fukomys damarensis (Damara mole-rat) is the source of this 1599-nucleotide messenger RNA. It is a transcript of the gene Map1lc3b, whose product is annotated as microtubule associated protein 1 light chain 3 beta. Gene Ontology annotation, cellular component: autophagosome membrane; cytosol; autophagosome. The transcript has 3 exons. The coding region runs from base 181 to 543 and encodes 120 amino acids. The record is from RefSeq and is a predicted model, not a curated record. Gene Ontology annotation, biological process: cellular response to nitrogen starvation; macroautophagy; autophagy of mitochondrion. NCBI's taxonomy places the organism in Eukaryota, Metazoa, Chordata, Mammalia, Rodentia, Bathyergidae. Gene Ontology annotation, molecular function: ubiquitin protein ligase binding.
UGAACUGGAGUGCAGCCUCGGCCCCAGACCUGUGCACUGCUGGCGUCCUUGCUGCUGCCUGGUCAGCUGUGUCGUGGGCUCUGUCUUAACUGCACCUUACCUCUGGCCUCAGCUACGAGCCUGCGCCGUGAGACAGUGGCGCUGCAGAAACUCCACAAGCUGCCCGGCCCUGGGUGAUGGAUGUCUCCUUUCUUUGCAGAACAAAGAGUGGAAGAUGUACGGCUCAUCCGGGAGCAGCACCCCACCAAGAUCCCGGUGAUCAUAGAACGAUACAAGGGUGAGAAGCAGCUGCCUGUCCUGGAUAAAACCAAGUUCCUCGUCCCUGACCAUGUCAACAUGAGCGAGCUCAUCAAGAUCAUCAGGCGGCGCCUGCAGCUCAACGCCAACCAGGCCUUCUUCCUGUUGGUGAAUGGCCACAGCAUGGUGAGCGUGUCCACACCCAUCUCGGAGGUGUACGAGAGCGAGAAGGACGGGGACGGCUUCCUGUACAUGGUUUACGCCUCCCAGGAGACCUUCGGGAGGGGGCUGUCCGCCUGCGCCUAGACGGGCCAGAAGCUUCCCGAGCCCGUACCCAGGAGAAAAGGUGUCGCCCAUGAGGUCGGUCAGCUCCUCUAUCACAGGUCGUCAGGACAGUCGUGCCCACCUGGGAGUUUUAAGAAGUUUUGUAUUUCAUAAAGGAAAACUGAGUUUCAGCGAGCACGCUCAGCCUUGGAAAGCUCUUAUUUAACCUCAGCUACCUUGUUUUCAAAGUUUAGAAGUUUAAAAAUAAAAUACUUUGCAUCCUAAGUUGCCAUUAAAACAGACCUGCGGUUAUUUUAACGCUUUUCCCCUAGUAGGAACUUGCAGUUGGAGCAGGAACUGAACUUCAGGCUUUCAAGACACUGAGGCCCUUCCCUGGCUCAGAGCCUGGUCAGGUUGGCUUCCUUCCAACCUGAGCCGACUACAUGGGUCCCUUCCUGUGCCCAGGCUGCCGGGCAGAACCCCAGUGCCUUUGCACAAAACAGGGUGGGGCUGGGAAGCAGCCCAAAUGGUGGCACUUGUUCUGCUCAGAUUUCCUGGGGCUGAGACUGUGAGCUGGCGCCUGUGCCGGGAGCGAAGCAGCAGUGGCCAGCGCCGUCCCAAGGCCACAGUGGAAGCCAGCACUGAUCCCCACACCGUGCUGCCUCUGCCUGUGGCCGUGACACAGGAUGGGCUUCUCCACCAAGCGGGCACUUGGGAUGUCGUGGAAGGGCUUAUGCGCAGACGGUAGGACUCCACGGUGCGCCCACAGCACCCGGCUCGGCCCACACACGACACGGAGUCACAGGAAGGCCAGCUGCACCACCUGAGCAGGCCGUGCUCGGUGCCUGUUCUCAGGCUGUCGGGAGAACUGGCUGCCAGCCAGGACCUCCCCGCAUGUGUGUCCCCCUGCUCACUGUAACCUGUUGGUUUCACGUGCUGUAAACUCCACCUGUCUCCUCACACUGUACACGCCAUCAUAACUACAAUGCUUUUUACAGGUGCUGAGAGGGGUGAUGUUUAUGAGAUCUUCAGGACAGUACCUUUUUAACACACUAAGCAAAUAAAGGCGUAACCGAACCUGUCAGCCUCGCCUCCUGA